GGGCCCUGAUUAAAAGAAGCCAUCAGUGGCUGUAGACGUAACGCGUCCGCCGUGUCAUCUCAUGGACGGUAAGAGGGCUAUCCCGGGCGUUUCACCGUGGAUACUGGGAAUAAUUCACGACGGAUAUUCUCUCCAAUUCAAACGCAGACCUCCCCGCUUCAAUGGCGUGGUCCCGUCACUGACUUUGCCCCAAAACCGUCCUGUUCUGCGACAGGAAGUUCUCAGUCUGCUCGAGAGAGAGCGAUAGAGCGAAAUUUCCCCUCAGAUCGAGCGGAAUGCGCAUGUUGAAUUAUCUGGACGAUUGGCUGAUUUUAGCCCACUCAGGAGAUGUGCUAUCAGUCACGUGGAAACAAUGCUUCGCCGUUGGAUACGCUGGGACUGCGUGUGAAUAUGCAGAAGAGCGUGUUUUUACGAGUCGGACUGUAACAUAUCUGGGAAUAUGUUUGGACUCGAUGGCGAUACAAGCCCAUCUCUCUCUAGAGCAUUUCAUCGACUCUGCGCUGUUUCUGACUGGGCAGGUCGUUUGCACUGAGGGAAUUUCAGAGGCUUCUGGGACUGAUGGCGGCGGCUUCUUCAGUGUGCCAUCUGGGUCUGCUACAUUGCGGCCGCUACAGUUUUGGCUAUAACUCGAGUUCCGCCGAGGGCGUGGUCUUCGGUCCACAAGCACUUACGGUCAUUCACAGUUGCGUCAGCACUCUGAGACCGUGGAACAGCCCGGAUAUGUUCAGCCCAGGAGUUCUUUUCUCUGCGAAUCUAGGCUGGGGAGCAGUGCGUCUGGGCCUGUGGUCGGAGUCACAGAGAAGGUGACACAUAAACCGUUUGGAAUAAUGGAAGCGGUGUCCUAAUAUCCCUGCAAGCCUUUCGGUCGAGAUUGGAGCGGAAACAUGUACUGAUUCAAACCGACAACACGUCUGUGGUCUCGUACAUAAAUCGCCAGGACGGCGUGCGCUCCAGGGCUCUAUUCAAACAGGCAGCGAGUUUCCUGUUGUGGGCGGACCGACACUUAAUCUCCAUAGGAGCGUCGCACAUCCCCGGUACUUUGAACCGUGGAGUGAGCAUGCUUUUGAGGAACGGGAUUCCUCAAGGAGAUGUUGGCUUCACCCAAGAUCAGAUCUAAUGAUUUGGGAGGGAGGAAGUGGAUUUGUUUGCCACGAGCGAGAACACGUUUGCUAUCUCACUCCCCCUGCUGGGAGAUGCUCUGACAUCGCGCUGGCCGGAAGCCAGGCUUACACAUUCCCUCCUGUGAAGAUUCUGCCUGUGUUGUGCAAAAUCAGGGAGGAGAAAGCAUCAGUUAUACUCGUGGCCCCGAACUGGCCGAAUCAGCCCUGGUUCGCGGACCUGAGAGAGUUACUGAUGGCUCCCCCAUGGCGAAUCCCCCUCAAGCAGGACCUGCUGUCUCAGGCGAAUGGCACAAUAUAGCACCCCAGCCCCGAGCUGUGGAACCUUCAUGUGUGGCCGCUGCGGGGACCCUAAUGAGCGGGACUCUCUGCACUGACGAGUGCUAAACACACUUACUGAGACGCGAGCAUCAUCAAACAUUCGCUGCUACGCGCAGAAGUGGUGAGUUUUCACAAAAUGGUGCGAGAACAUUUAUAUUGACCCGGGGACCUGUUCCGUGUCGGAUGUUUUGCGCUUUCUACAGCACAGUUGGAUAGCGGGAGUUUGAAACCAUCCACGCUGAAGGUGUAUGUGACCGCUAUUGCCGCUUUCGUUCCCCGGUUACGGGUAAACGAUCGGUAAGCACGCUCUGGUAUUCAGUUUUCUCAGGGGAGCAAGUCGAUUGUGUACUUCAUGGCCGCCCUCCGUGCCGCCGUGGGAUUUCGCUCUAGUUUUGAGGGCUCUAUCUCUUAUUACCGUUCGAGCCAUUAGCUUCGAUUGCGGUUAAGGAGCUUCCCUGAAGACUGCCUUGCCUCUUGCUCUCGCCUCAGCGAAGUGCCUUGGAGAAUUCGUGAGUGUUGGUGAACGAUAUUGCAUUGGUUUCGGGCCUGGCGACUGUAAUGUCAUUCUCCGGCCGAGACCGGGUUUCGUUUCUAAGUCACUCUAUACACCGUUUUGUUUCCCUGCCCGCCUUAUCUGUUGAGCCGUCAGCCUCGCGUGACGCUGAUGCUCAGAGCGCCAGUACCCUGGUUUUACGGAUGUAUAUGAAUUGCUCGGCCGCCUUUCGUCAGUCGGACCAGCUGUUCGUGUGCUUGGUGGAUGUAAUAAGGGACGUGCUGUUUCUAAACAGAGACUUUCUCACUGGAUCGUGGACGCUAUCAAAUGCCAGGGGAAGGAUUACCCCCUCAACAUCAGAGCUCAUUCUGCGAGGACAUUAUAAAUGCUUCCUGAUGGGCCUGGUCUAGAGGUAUGUCUGUCCAGUAUUUAUGUUUUGCUGCUGGCUGGUCUUCCCAGAACACAAUCGCCAGGUUUUACAAGCUGGAUGUACCCUCUGUAGCGUCACAUGUUUUUCGGUGAGUUAAAUUUUUAUUCAUUAAAGCUGUUAUAACCAGCUAUACAGUGGUUACCAUGGCUGCUAACUCUGUGUUAUGGUUUAAAUGGUUUAUGCAGCAGUCACCGCAAACGCCGUCGACUCUGUUUAACUCUCAUGCUUGAGUGCUUAUUGCUUGUGUCUGCCCUGGUUAGUGCAGAUUUCGAUAUGUUGCUUGAAGUUAUGCAUAUUUUGUUAGGGUCGGAGCAGAUGUCUCAUUGGCCUAGUUCCGCCUAUCAGAUGCAAGCACUCUUAGCGACACGGCCAUUGGCUAGAACUGUACUGCUUGUGUGAGGGUGAUUGACUCCGUUCAGGGCUUAUCUUCACUGCUCUCACGGCGGGAUUUUAUACAGUUCCCAUAUACGUCUUAGCUGACGUAAUGUUGAGUUACCGCCUCGAGAGGGAACGUCUCCGGUUACUAUCGUAACCUCGGUUCCCUGAGAGGCGGGAACGAGACAUUACGUUAGCCGCCGUGGUCGCUGUUUGAUCAGCUGUGCUAGCGUUCAGUCGUGAUUCUGACGUAAUUUUCGCGCCCAUGCAUUUUAUACUGCACGCUUACCCGCCAGUAUUUGCAUGCUUCGCGUCAAUUGGCCAGCUGUCCCCAGCUGGCGUUAGCCAAUAAGAUUUCAGUGAAAGUGGAGAAGGGAAGAGUUCCCAUAUACGUCUUAGCUGACGUAAUGUCUCGUUCCCGCCUCUCAGGGAACCGAGGUUACGAUAGUAACCGGAGACGUUUUCCUGUCCACACUCAGCCAUCUUGUUCUGUUCCCAGUUGUUUCCAGUCUGGAGGAGUCCAGUUUCACUGACAUCAACCUCUGGAAACCUCUCCGUCGCCUUUAUUUAAUGCAGCUCCUGCCUUUCUGUCCACCACCUUCACUGACACUUACAAAAUCAUUCAAACGUGCGCUCAAUAAAAAUAUAAGAAAUGAAAAACGUAAUUUUGUAAAUGGUUUACAGCAUUAAAAUAAUUUGUAAAUAGGUAAAAAAAAAAAGUUAUAAAAUAAUGACCGCACAUUUGUAUCAUUAGGUCUAAAGUGACUAUACAUUUGUUUUAAUCGCUUUAGAACUACGCGAAUUCACACACUCUGUUGUUGUUGUUUGCGACUCUUGCUGCCAGGCAACAAGAUUCUCUCCAGGAUUGGAUGAGAAGUGUGUGACGGUUCGAUGAACCAAUCACAACUUCAAACCAAAAAACUGUACUACUGUAAGCAACUGUAUAGGCAAGAUGUAGCGACUACUAGGGUCUCUUAGCUAUAUAUAUUUGCUAUAUAUCAGUUAAUUACCACAGAAGUUAAGUUUUAAAUAAUGACUUCCAAAAGUACUGUAAAACAUACGAAUAUAAGGGGAAACUGCUAUGGCUAAAGCAGACCUUUGAUACUAUUUAUAAAAAGAUAGUAAAGUUUGUGGUCAAACUUUAAGUUUAAAAUGUUAAUUUAAGUAGAAAAUAGUUCUCUAAAUAAAAUGUUCUGUUAUUCAUGUAUAUAGCGACUACGACAGAUCUGUUAAUUUGGUCAUUGAAAUCAUGCUUUACUAAUUAUGCCUGGUACUUAUUGGUAUUAAAUUUUAUUCUAAAAUUAAUUACUUUCUGUGGUGUUUGUAAAACAUGUCAAUAGGUACUGCUUGUAGUAGGCUAUAUUUGACUUACUGGCCUAAAAACUUCAACUUUAGACUUGAUGACUUUGACAAGCUUAAAGCAUAAUAUUUACAGUAUUCUUGCACAAUUCACACAGCUAUAAACACAUACAUUAGGAAUCUCCACUGAUUUAUGAUUGUGAAUGUCAGAACCACUGAUUUUAGUCAGCGCCUCAGUUGAUUUCACCAUUUUUGAGGCUCCACAAGAGCUGGUUUAAUAAAUAAAAGGCAUGUUGACAGGAUCUUUGCAUCACUUGCAUAUGGUUGCUCUUGGACUGAUUGUUGCACUGUUUUUCUCAAUUCACAGCCAUAGAAUUCAGACAAUAAAUGUUUAAACAUUAUUGUUUAAUGAUUUUAAAUUCAUAUUUUGACAUCCUUUAUUCUUAAUUGAAGCUAAACCAUGCUAAAAUUAUGAAUGAAUCAAAAGUAGUUCUGAAGUUUUAUCUAACUAAAAUCCAUGUGUGCUAUUUCACAGGUAAGCCACAAAAUGCCACAAUAAAUAAAGUACUAAUAAAGUACCCCCCUCCCACCCCAUUCAAUCUAAGUUACCAAUAAAUGUUGUGCUGUCGGCAUCAAUGUGGGGGUGCAGUUAGUGUACACAAACUAUUAUUGUUUUGCAUAUCCUUUUGUGUUGUACCACUAUGAAGCAUGUCUCUAAUAAAAAUGAAAGCACUACAUGGCAGGUGACUUAAAAUUAAUUAUAUACUUUUUAUACUACUUUUUCACACAAGUGCCAAAAUGUUUUUAUAUACUUCAUCGCAGGUCAAGACUAAGUUCACUUAUAAGUAUGUAGCUGCAAAACACUACUAGAAUUGUAACAUAUAUACAUUUUAACAUAUACACAUACACAUUGUUUACAUUUAUAAUAUGCAGUGAAUAACAAUGCACAAACAGUGACACUUUGAAUAAAGAAUACAAUACAAGCUAAUUUUAACUAAAAUACAUAUAUCAGCAGUAAUAUAUAAAAAAAAAACAUUCAAAUGUAAAAGAGAUGGUUGCCUUAAAUUUAGGUUUGUUCAUAAAAAAAGUUUUUUUAUUGGGACAAUGGUGCCCACAUAAAUGAUGUAGCCUGAUGUAGUAGGGAUAUAUACAGAUCUAAGGUAUCUAUAAACAGCAAAAUAUAAAACAGAAUAUGAUUGGCUGUGCUAUUUUUUCCUCUGCACGUCAUGUCCCUCCCUUGACCUGAUGCUUGUUUGCGUUGGUUUCCACGGCUAUGUGAACGACUUCUGAAUUGUCCAAUCGCGAAGGGCUUUGAUGUCAUUCCGACCAAUCCGAUUGUCUAGUAGGCGGAGACUCGACACAUUAGAGGCGGGACUUUCCGAGGCCUCCAUCACUUCCCGUGCCGCAGCCUGUAAACCUCUCCACAGUGGACCCGGCACUUCAUUAAAACAUCUCCUGCGAAUAUUUGUAGCACAAUUUCUUUGUUUAUCUAUAAAGUGUGUAUUAAGCAGCUCAGAAUGGAGACAUGUGGUAACUCGAGUAAGAAGCAGAAACUGAGUAACGCGCCUGAGAGCUGGUGUGCUGACCACCUAUACAGCAUUUCUGAGCAGCACAAGUACGACUAUCAUCACUUUUUGGACGUUUACUACGAUACAUGGCUUCUAGGACGUGUACCAUGGUAUUCUUUGGAGUGUUAUGGUACAAAUAUAUGGGAAUGCAACGAGCCACCAAUGUGACGUACCAAGCCCAUCAUGUGAGCAGAAACAAGCGUGGCCAGGUAGUCGGCACAAGAGGAGGAUUUCGAGGAUGCACGGUGUGGCUGUCAGGGUUGUCUGGUGCGGGUAAGACGACGGUCAGCAUGGCUCUGGAGGAGUAUCUGGUGUGUCAUGGCAUCCCCUGCUACACUCUGGAUGGAGAUAACAUCAGGCAGGGCCUCAAUAAGAACCUGGGCUUCAGUCCUGAAGACCGCGAGGAGAACAUUCGUCGUAUCGCAGAAGUGGCUAAACUGUUUGCUGAUGCUGGUCUUGUGUGCAUUGCCAGCUUCAUUUCCCCAUACAGCAGGGACCGCCUGAAUGCAAGGAAGAUCCAUGAAGCUGCCGGCCUUCCAUUCUUUGAGGUGUUUGUAGAUGCUCCUCUGGAUGUGUGUGAGCAGAGAGAUGUGAAGGGGCUCUAUAAGAGGGCCAGAGCUGGAGAAAUCAGAGGGUUCACCGGAAUAGACUCUGAGUAUGAGAAGCCAGAGGCGCCUGAACUGGUUCUGAAGACGGAUUCUUGCAGUGUGAACGAGUGCAUCCAGCAGCUCCUGGACCUCCUGCAGGAGAGAGACAUAGUUCCUGUGGACGCAUCCUAUGAGGUCAAGGAGCUCUAUGUGCAGGAGAACCAGCUGGACUUGGCAAAGGCUGAUGCAGAGACUCUUCCAGCAGUGGAGAUCACUAAGGUGGACAUGCAGUGGGUUCAGGUGCUCGCUGAGGGCUGGGCCACUCCUCUAAAUGGCUUUAUGAGGGAGAGCGAGUACCUGCAGUGUCUACACUUCAACUGUCUGCUUGACGGUGGGGUUAUUAACCUUUCGGUGCCGGUGGUCCUCCCCAUCUCAAGCGCCGAUAAGGAGCGUCUAGACGGCAACACUGCAUUCGUGCUAGCCUACGGUGGUCGGAGGGUCGCGGUACUCCGAAACCCGGAGUUCUAUGAGCACCGCAAGGAAGAGCGUUGUUCCCGGCAGUGGGGCACCACAUGCAAGGAUCAUCCAUACAUCAAGAUGGUGAUGGAGAGCGGAGAUUGGCUGGUCGGUGGAGAUCUCCAGGUACUGGAUCGGAUCUACUGGAAUGACGGGCUGGAUAGUUACAGGCUCACACCAACCGAACUCAAGCAGAAGUUUAAAGAAAUGAACGCAGAUGCUGUUUUUGCAUUUCAACUCCGGAACCCAGUACAUAAUGGCCACGCGCUGCUCAUGCAGGACACACAGCGGCGUCUAAUUGAACGUGGCUACCGCCGACCCGUGCUUCUGCUUCACCCGCUGGGUGGCUGGACCAAAGAUGAUGAUGUGCCACUGGCCUGGCGCAUGAAACAGCAUGCAGCCGUGCUGGAGGAGGGACUGCUUGACCCCAACUCCACCAUAGUGGCCAUAUUCCCUUCACCGAUGAUGUAUGCUGGCCCAACUGAGGUCCAGUGGCACUGUAGGGCCCGGAUGGUGGCUGGAGCCAACUUUUACAUAGUGGGCCGUGACCCCGCCGGAAUGCCUCACCCAGACACAGGUAAAGACCUCUACGAGCCCUCCCACGGGGCUAAAGUUCUCACCAUGGCCCCUGGGCUCAUAUCACUGGAAAUCGUCCCUUUCAAAGUGGCAGCCUACAAUAAAGUCAAGAAGGCCAUGGAUUUUUAUGACCCCAAAAAACACCAGGACUAUGACUUCAUCUCAGGAACCCGCAUGCGGAGGAUGGCUCGCGAGGGCCAGAACCCUCCGGAAGGCUUCAUGGCGCCCAAAGCCUGGAAUGUUCUCAAGGAAUACUACCAGUCUUUAGAGAAGGCCUAAGCCUUUUUCCAGGUGUGGAGAGAGGCGGAAGCAAUUCUGUUACAGUGAAAGAAGGGAAAGGAGGAGGAGGAGGAGGAGGAGGAGAUCUUGGUUUGUAAAAAAAAACUAAACACACACACACACACAAUGAUUGAACACUGGGACCACCCAAAGGACUUCUUGCACUGUUUUGGAUGUUGUUCCUCAUUAAAUCACUGUAGGUUUCAUAGUACUGAGUCUUAUGGCAACAUUUUAUAUGUUUGGUUAAAAAAAAUAAAGCAAGUUAACUUGUGAAAGGUACAUUUUAUGUAUUCAACACAGUAAAGAUAGAAAACUAAACUGUUUUAUUAGUAACUAUGCCAUCUCUAUUCUUGUAAACUCCAUAGUCUCUGUUACAGUUGGAUGAAAGAUGACGUGUAAUUAAAAAUUGUACACUUGCCUUAAAGAGCUUUUAUCAAAAACUGUUAGAUUUACAGCAUUGUUUUGGCUUUAAUGUGUGGUCUGCUCAGUUGACAGCAUCUAUGGCAUAUAUACUAAAUAAGUACAACAGAAUACAUUUUAACUUGAUCCUUACAGCAAAAAGUCAGUAAAGUUUUGCUCAAUAUGUGCAAGAAUCAAGGACUUUUUGCUUGGAGGGAUAUCAAAAUAGAAGAAUUAUGACAGUAAGUCAGGUGUUUAUCUACCUAGAACAGUAGUCCCAUUGCAAAAGUGAUUAUUUAGAUAAAUAAAUGAUGUAUACAUAUGAAUGUAUAAGUGCAAAAUACAUUGCCUGUAUGUUAAUGCAAACAUCUUUUUUCGUUUUACCAUCAAAUAAUUUCAACCUGUUAUAUUUUUGAUCAGCAUUAUGCCACAAAUGCUGUUGAUAGAGCUUAAUGUACUGAGCAAUGAGCAAUCCGUGAAGCCAAAAUGUGUGCCUGGAUGGGACUGUAUACACUUAUUUAUUAGAAUAAAGCCUGCUGUUUUAUUCAGUGAAGUGUGGUGACAAAAGUAUAUCCUGUAUGUUCAUUUUUGCAAUGGUUUAUUCUAAAAUCUUGACAGCUGUUUAAGGAGCUUGCUUGCAAAGCAGCAAAAUCUGUGACGUUUGUCCUUUAGCUUUCGUCUAGUCUCUAACAUUUCUAACCAUAGUGUUUUGAUAUUUCUUUGUUUGAAUGUAGUGUUUUGUUAAAAUGAUUUGACUUUGUCUUUAGCUGCUUUUUUUGUAGUAUUUAUUUCUGUGACUUUUUGUGUUUAUUGUUUUAGAAUGGAAAGGCUAUCAGGUAGACGUUUUUCAUUUUUAUAAUUCAUAAUUGUCCUGUUUAAGUUUAACAGCAUUGUCCUUCUUACCUCAACGUCUUUAAUAAACCAUUCCACCAAAAUUCCCAAA
This is a messenger RNA of Carassius gibelio (silver crucian carp), 8904 nucleotides long. Its product is annotated as bifunctional 3'-phosphoadenosine 5'-phosphosulfate synthase 1-like. The transcript is spliced from 13 exons. NCBI's taxonomy places the organism in Eukaryota, Metazoa, Chordata, Actinopteri, Cypriniformes, Cyprinidae. Gene Ontology annotation, biological process: 3'-phosphoadenosine 5'-phosphosulfate biosynthetic process; sulfate assimilation. The record is from RefSeq and is a predicted model, not a curated record. Gene Ontology annotation, molecular function: ATP binding; adenylylsulfate kinase activity; sulfate adenylyltransferase (ATP) activity. Bases 5691 to 7562 code for a protein of 623 amino acids.